This is a messenger RNA of Drosophila grimshawi, 1077 nucleotides long. It is a transcript of the gene Fdx2, whose product is annotated as adrenodoxin-like protein 2, mitochondrial. Gene Ontology annotation, cellular component: mitochondrion. The transcript has 2 exons. Gene Ontology annotation, molecular function: 2 iron, 2 sulfur cluster binding. NCBI's taxonomy places the organism in Eukaryota, Metazoa, Arthropoda, Insecta, Diptera, Drosophilidae. The record is from RefSeq and is a predicted model, not a curated record. Gene Ontology annotation, biological process: positive regulation of oxidoreductase activity; P450-containing electron transport chain. Bases 228 to 719 code for a protein of 163 amino acids.
UUUGGCUCCACCUGUCAGCUUUUCCAGUUUCUCAAUUGUUAAUUGUAGAGAGCUGUUGCGUAGUGCAGUUCAUUAAACACAUGCGCUGUUAAUUGCCGUUUUUGUAUAAUAUUUUAAAAUCAUAAGCCAUCGGGCGGGGCAGAGCGCGGUGUGUCUGUCGCGUGUGUCUAUUUAGAGAUUAGAUAGAAGUUAAAUGAUUACAUGGUUAUAAAACCUAUAAUAGAAAUAUGCUUGUCAUCAACACAAUCAAAAAUUCAGCGCGCAUUACGCUGCGUAAUAAUUGGCUUCGAAAUAGUUUAGCAAACUUCAAUGCUGCACCAACAAAUUUCACGCGCACUUUCUCGCUGGGCCUGGCGCUGAGGCAACAACAACCAGAUCUUGUAAGCGUGAUCUUUGUGAGGGCAAAUGGCGAGCGAAUCAAGGCAUCUGGAAAAGUGGGCGAUUCCCUGCUCGAUGUUGUGGUGAACAACAAUGUUGACCUUGACGGGUUUGGCGCCUGCGAGGGCACGCUGACCUGCUCCACCUGCCAUCUGAUCUUCAAAACGGCCGACUACGAGCGGCUGCCCGACAAGCCCGGCGACGAGGAGCUGGAUAUGCUGGAUCUGGCCUACGAUCUGACGGAUACCUCCCGCUUAGGUUGCCAAAUCACGCUGAGCAAGGACUUGGACGGACUGGAGGUGCAUGUGCCCGCCUCCAUAAACGAUGCACGCGCUGCAUAAAAGAUGCACUUGCUCCAAAAAAGAAAGAAAGAAAACCGUUGUUACCUUGUCUAAAUUGAGUGCUAAUAAUUCCUUAGAGUCAACGCGUAUGCAUAGUCGAUUAUUAUCCAAUGAAAUCUUUUGUAUUGCAUGUCCCCGAAAAGCGGGACACUCAACGAGCUCAUGCUAUAUAUAUACACACACAUCUGUUAUAGAUUCAGACAUAAAUCAAUUUCAAUUGUACGCAAGUUGUUUUUUGUGCAGUGCAUAAGCAAAGGGUUUUAAGAUAAAUGUAAAUAUUGAUGUUUUCGUAAAUAAAUAGGCAGCGUACAGUUUUAUUUUUCAUAAAAUAUACAAUUUGAAAAUGUCGUCAUUUGAA